AUGGCGCACCAUCUAGCGUUGUAAUCAGCAACUAGUGAGACAUAUUCGCCACUAUUCGACACGAGAAACAGAAAGCAUGGGAGACUUAGAGAGAUUUGAUGGCAUGCUAUUGAGCAUGGCUACUCAGUGCGAAGGAGGAGUUACGGAGUUGCUGGAUGUGAUAUUUAGCUUCCUGGCAAGAAAAACUGAUUUUUAUACUGGUGCAAGUAAAGGAACACCAGAACAGUUGAUUCUGGAUAAGUUCAGACACUUUGAAAAAGAAGCCCUGAAGAAAGCACAGAAGGAAAAAGAGGAUAGAGAAGAGUCUGAAAAGAGAAGAAAAGAGAGACUUGCCAAAAAGGCUGAGAAAGAAAGACUGGAACAAGAACAAUUAAAGGAGGAACCCAAAAUCAAAGAAAUCACAGAUGAAGAGGCAGAAAAAUUACAAAAAGAAAUUGAAAAGGAAAAGACAGGAAAUGAUGCAGAAGAAAAUGGAUCAGGGGAUGCAGAUGAAAAAGAAGAAACAAAGUCUGAUGAUGAAGAAGAUGAAAAAGACAAAGACAAGAUAAAGCCAAACUCCGGCAAUGGGGCAGACCUCCCAAAUUAUAAAUGGACACAAACACUGCAAGAUGUAGAGAUUAGAAUUCCAUUCAAAGUUCCAUUCCCAAUUAAAGGAAAAGACUGUGUAGUGGUUAUUGAGAAAAAGCACUUAAAAGUGGGUUUAAAAGGUCAUCCCCCUGUGAUAGAUGGUCCUAUGUACAAUGAUGUGAAGAAGGAAGAGUCCACAUGGUGCAUAGAAGACAAGAAAAUUAUCAUUCUAAAUUUGGAAAAGGUCAACCAGAUGGAGUGGUGGUCAAGAGUGGUCACCACAGACCCAGAAAUCAACACAAAGAAAGUGCAGCCAGAAAAUUCCAAGCUGUCUGACUUGGAUGGGGAAACGAGAUCACUGGUAGAAAAAAUGAUGUAUGAUCAAAGACAAAAAGAGAUGGGCUUACCAACAUCAGAUGAACAAAAGAAACAAGAUGUGUUGAGCAAAUUUAUGAAGCAGCAUCCAGAAAUGGAUUUCUCCAAGUGCAAGUUUUCAUAAAAAAUGAGAAUUGAAGAACAGCACACCAAAAGAAACAUUUACAAAUUCACAGCAUCAACAUUGUGGUUAAAGAUUUUGGAUGGAGUGACAUGGGAUGGUAUAAAUCCCAAAGAGAAAUUUCAUGUGAACAGACUUUUAAAAAUUGGACAAGACUUUAUUAAUUUUUCCGUAAAAGUAAUUUGUAAAAGAAAGAUAUUGCAAGCUUUAUCAAUAAAGAUGUGAAGUUUUGAUAGCGUUACUUAUUCUGUUUACCAGUAAAAAAAGUAAAAACCACAAAAGACUGGAUAUCAAUUUAUUCCUUAGAAGAUGAACAUCUUCAUGCUUUGUACAAAUUAAGCGCAGUUAAGUUUUCUAGUUGUGCCGAGAUAAAUUGCAACCUUUGAAGUUCUCAUGUUUUUUCAAGUGCCUUUGUUCUUGUAGUUAUGACCUCAAAACUGCAAACUGCUUCAGAAUUUAGUUACUAACUUACACAACUGCAAUUUUCUUUGAGUACAGACCUUUGUAAAUCACUUUAAAUAAAUACUUGUAAAAUCUGUGCAGAAUGUUUCCUUGUAAUACACAAUACAAAGUGCUAAAAUGCGUAAAGUUAUCAACUGUAAUUGCAACCGAUAUCUACAGCCACAGCAAAGUCUUUACAAGGUCCCUAAAUCGUACACCUAAUAAAGUUGUGGACAAAUCCAACAAAAUAUGCAACUCUGUGUAAGACUGAUUACUUGUAUGUAAAAGAACAUGUGCAUUCAAGAUGUUACAUGAUUCAAUUCAAUACAAAAACAAAACUAAUAAAAUAUAUUAAAUCAUCUUA
This is a messenger RNA of Lingula anatina, 1868 nucleotides long. Its product is annotated as nuclear migration protein nudC. Gene Ontology annotation, cellular component: cytoplasm. Lineage: Eukaryota; Metazoa; Brachiopoda; Lingulata; Lingulida; Lingulidae. Gene Ontology annotation, biological process: protein folding. The record is from RefSeq and is a predicted model, not a curated record.